CAGGUGUCAAAUGGAAGUGUUUGACGUAAAUAUUUUUUUUAUUGAGACAGACGUACAGUUUGUAGUUAAAAAUUUGUACUUCGUUUUCAUUGCAAAAUUAAGAAUUUUCGUUCGAAAAUAGUCUCCGAUCGGAAGCUAUGAGUCAAUAGCCAUAUAAUGCAAAUUUCUAAACCAUGUCAUUGAUCGAAGGCAUUGGAGACGAAGUAACAAACUUUUUUGUUAUCAUUUUCUCUUCGAUAAUAUUGUACUUCGCUUGGAGAUCAACUAAUGUUCGCGAAGAGCGCAUUCCUCGCAAUUUGAUUAUCAUCGAAAGUAACCGGCGUCGUUUGUUAGGUCGUGUUGCACAAAAUCCCAUAACAAUUAGCAUCCUGCAUAGCACAUCACAGCAAUCAACGGUGUCUAAUGAUAUUGAAGAAAUUAAUACGGAAGACGAGAGUUUAACUCCCGAUGACAGUGAAUCGAAUGUGCCAAGUAAUAUUCACAUUCAAGAGGCACCUACUCUGGAAGCAAUUUUAGACGAAGUCGGUGAACUCACCAGCGGUGGCACGUUUACACAAAGCAAUCGUGACCAAGAACAAAUCGAAAUCCUACGAGAAAUGGAUCGUGAUGACACGGAUGGUAUACGGCAUCGGCAUACCACUGCCACCACUGCAACACAGUCCAAUUUAACCGAUACGGAUGCAUCGGAAUUAUCGUCGACGGCGGCCACAUCGUCCUCGUCCACGUAUACGCCAACAAAUUUAGCAACAUCUGCUUCGAAAAGCCGUUUGAAUCAUCAAGAUAGCACCGACAAAGCAGCAAACACAGAGAAUUGUACGAAUGAAAAUAGCGAAAAUGGAAAUGUUUUCGAAGAUUUGCCUUAUGAUUCGAUCGAACCCCCUACGACUACAGCUGCUGAACCAGCUGUAGCAGCACCGGUCGAUAGUGCACCACAAAUAGAGUCCACAGGAACUGAAUUUCGGAUAAAGCUUAAGUACUUAAAUGAUGAAUUGAAGCUGGUGAAAGGAUGUCCCAACGAAUUUAUCGGCGAUUUCAAAAAACGAAAUUUUACCGAUGAACUGUCUGGACAGAAAGUAGUGCGUCUAGUUUUCAACGGGCAUGUUCUGCAGCCAGAUACAAAAACAUUGAAAGCCUGUGGACUAUUUGAUAAUUGUGUCGUUCAUUGUCUCGUACACAAUCCGCGACCAUAUUCCAAUUUGACAACGAAUCCAGGAAAUAACUUAGGUGAACAAGAAAACCACAUUUCAGCCGGCAUCAGUCUGGACGGUGGAAAUAAUACAGCAGCUGGACAACGCUUACUGUUUAUUGGAAUGGUUUUCAUUUGCUUAACGCUAGUGUUUUGUUGGUAUUUCCGGAUCCAAUAUUUUCAUCUGUUCUCCUGGUAUUCAACCAUCGGGCUAACUCUGUUGACUUGUUUGUUUUUAAUUAUAAUUCCAUUGCUAUACCUUAUCGAACGCGUUCCUGUCAAUUGAACUGGAUGGGAUCGAACGUAAAUGUUUCGGUUUUACUUUCUUUAUAUAUAUAUGGUCUUGGUAUCUAACGCAGCAAAGAUUAGAUCAUUAUGUGAGUGCCUCUUUCGUUCUUCUAUCAUUUCACGUCUCUUUUAUUUAAUUUAAAAUCAAAAAAAAUGAAGAAAAUUUGUGAAAAUAUUUUUUGAAAAAUGUGAAUAAAAACUAAAUUCGGAU
This is a messenger RNA of Bradysia coprophila, 1685 nucleotides long. RefSeq lists its product as uncharacterized. Lineage: Eukaryota; Metazoa; Arthropoda; Insecta; Diptera; Sciaridae. The record is from RefSeq and is a predicted model, not a curated record. Gene Ontology annotation, molecular function: protein binding. Gene Ontology annotation, biological process: ERAD pathway.